CCAUUUCUUUGACUCUUCUUGAUCUCAUAUUACCCAAAUUUUAAAAACUCUCCUUCUUUCUGCACCCCCCAUUCCUAAGCUCUCCCAUUGAUCACCGUUUGCUUAACAAAAUCAAGAAAAAUACUUUCUGUUUUUUUUGUUCCUUGUACCCAAAACAGAAACUACAACCAACCCAUCUCUCCAAGAAACCAGAGAUAAAGAAAAGAAAAGGAAAAAAGAAAAAGAAAAAGAAAAGAUUCUAUUUUUUUCCUUCUUACCCACACCCCAAAUAACAUCAAACAACAGCUAAAAAGAAACAAAGAAAUCAAAAAGAAAAUACCUCACCUGUCCUCUCCUUCCCUUUCCUUAUCAUCUUCUUCUUCCACACCCACAUUCAAUCUCCAUCGACAAAACAACCCAAACCCUAACCUAAUCUUUUUCCUUUUUGUAUCUUUUGCAAAUCAAGAAAGAUAAAAGCUGAAAAAGAAGCACAUUUUCACUCAAGAACAUGUCCCAAAUGAAACAAAUGUCUCAUCUAGACCACAUUCCAUCAACGCCAGGCAAAUUCAAGAUGGAAAAAUCUCCAUACCCGUAUAACAGAGUCAUCAGGUGGCAGUCUUCCUUAGCUAAACUGACAUUUUGGUCUUUUAUCUUUCUUGGUUUAAUUUUCCUCUUCUUUUAUCGAUCCCCUUCUUCUUCUUCUUCUUCACCAACUAAUCCUCUACCAUCCGAUCCAUCACGGCGUUCUCUCCGUACCUCAUGGGGCGGGUCAGCCUGGGAAAAACGGGUCAGGUCAUCUGCAAGAAUCCGUUCAAGAAAUGGAUUUUCAGUACUUGUAACUGGUGCAGCUGGGUUUGUUGGGACUCAUGUAUCUGCUGCUUUAAAACGCCGCGGUGAUGGUGUUUUGGGUCUUGAUAAUUUCAAUGAUUAUUAUGAUCCGUCUUUAAAACGUGCUCGCCAGGCGCUUCUUGAAAGAAGUGGUGUUUUUAUUGUGGAAGGUGAUAUAAAUGAUGUUGCUUUGUUAAAGAAAUUAUUUGAAGUUGUCCCAUUUACUCAUGUUAUGCAUUUAGCUGCUCAAGCUGGUGUUAGGUAUGCAAUGGAAAACCCUAGUUCUUAUGUGCAUAGUAAUAUUGCUGGUCUUGUUAGUUUACUAGAAGUUUGUAAAAAUGCAAAUCCACAACCUGCAAUUGUAUGGGCAUCUUCUAGUUCUGUUUAUGGACUUAAUACUAAAGUACCCUUUUCUGAGAAAGAUAAAACUGAUCAACCUGCUAGUUUGUAUGCUGCCACUAAAAAAGCUGGUGAAGAAAUUGCACAUACUUAUAAUCAUAUCUACGGUCUUUCCCUUACUGGGUUGAGAUUCUUUACUGUUUAUGGUCCUUGGGGUAGACCAGAUAUGGCUUAUUUCUUUUUCACUAGGGAUAUUUUGAAAGGGAAGAGUAUAUCCAUUUUUGAAGCAGCUAAUCAUGGUACUGUUGCUAGGGAUUUUACCUACAUUGAUGAUAUUGUAAAGGGUUGUUUGGGUGCUUUGGAUACUGCUGAGAAGAGUACUGGUAGUGGAGGGAAGAAGAAAGGACCAGCUCAAUUGAGGGUUUUCAACUUGGGAAAUACAUCUCCUGUGCCUGUUUCAGAUCUUGUCAGUAUUUUGGAAAGGCUUUUGAAGGUCAAAGCAAAGAGGAAUAUUAUGAAGCUGCCUAGGAAUGGGGAUGUUCAGUUUACACAUGCUAAUAUUAGUUUGGCGCAGAUGGAACUUGGGUAUAAACCCACUACAGAUUUGCAGACAGGCCUGAAGAAAUUUGUGCGGUGGUACCUUAGCUACUAUCAUGUAGGAGGAAAGAAGGCUGAUGCACGAUGAUUUGAUUCUUUCAAUUGUGUGGUCGGGUACUUUGAAAACAUUUCUUGUUCAUUAUGAUUCUUGUGAUUGUUCUUUCGUUAACAUUUCUAUGAUCGUUCAUUGCCCAAUUAUUGUCUUUUCAUAUAUGUUAAUUGAUGCUAUAUAAGGAGGAGUAUCAUGUCCUGUGUCCAAGAAGAUUUUUGUUGAGCUGUAUCAAAGAAAAACAGAACCUUCAUUUUCUUCUAUUUCUAUUUUUGAAAUAUGUAAUUGUUGUAGUUUUGGCAUUGUAGAAUUCAUGACUGGUAGAACAUAUGCUGAUUGUUGGGCAUGUAUUUUUUCCUGUGCAACUUCAAUAAAAUUGUACACGUUGAUUUGGCA
Molecule: messenger RNA, 2188 nt
Organism: Ricinus communis (castor bean)
Lineage: Eukaryota; Viridiplantae; Streptophyta; Magnoliopsida; Malpighiales; Euphorbiaceae
Product: UDP-glucuronate 4-epimerase 3
Exons: 1
Coding region: 488-1831 (447 amino acids)
Source: RefSeq, a predicted model, not a curated record